AUGGCCCAACCAAAUCCCUAUCUGCUUGCUUGCGACAACCCGUCAGCCCUAUUGGAACUACUGCGCUCAAAUCCCUCAAUCGCUUCCUGUCAGGAUGAACAUGGGUACUCCCUCCUCCACGCUGCUGCCUCAUAUGGCCAUAUCGAUCUUCUCCGAGCACUCGUGAAAGAAUUCAAUGUGGACGUCAACCUUCUCGAUGAAGAUGGAGAGACCUGCUUGUAUGUGGUUGAACAACCCAAAAUAGCCCGGUGCUUGAUUGAGGAGCUUGGCGUGGACUAUAACAAGACAAAUCACGAGGGUGUCAAGGCUCUUGAAAAGAUUGAAGAAGAGGAUGACUAUCCUCAGGUUUCUGCCUAUCUCCGAGAAGCUGUUGGAGCUCCUGCUAUUGCUUCAACAGACUCACCUGCAGGUCCUUUGAAUGCCCCACCGCCUAUUCCGAAUAAUAUGCAGGUGAAUAUUGGUACGAUGUCGGAGCAAGAGGCGAGCGCUGGUGAAGUUGAUCCUGAGUUUAAGCGACGUAUUGAUGAGUUGGCAGCCCGGGAAGACUUUGACAGCGAGGAAACUCAGAACGAGCUGCGAGAACUGGUCAUGGAUGCCAUUUCAGGUUCUAGCAUUCCAGUAGAACGUGAGACCCGGAGGAGGUUCGAAUGA
This is a messenger RNA of Penicillium taxi, 651 nucleotides long. Its product is annotated as ankyrin repeat protein. Gene Ontology annotation, molecular function: protein binding. The transcript has a single exon. The record is from RefSeq and is a predicted model, not a curated record. Lineage: Eukaryota; Fungi; Ascomycota; Eurotiomycetes; Eurotiales; Aspergillaceae. The coding region runs from base 1 to 651 and encodes 216 amino acids.